Messenger RNA from Populus euphratica (Euphrates poplar), 2149 nucleotides. Its product is annotated as signal peptide peptidase-like 2. Gene Ontology annotation, cellular component: cytoplasmic side of endoplasmic reticulum membrane; lysosomal membrane; lumenal side of endoplasmic reticulum membrane. The record is from RefSeq and is a predicted model, not a curated record. Gene Ontology annotation, molecular function: aspartic endopeptidase activity, intramembrane cleaving. Gene Ontology annotation, biological process: membrane protein proteolysis. Lineage: Eukaryota; Viridiplantae; Streptophyta; Magnoliopsida; Malpighiales; Salicaceae. The transcript is spliced from 15 exons.
UGAUCUCACUGGUGUGUCACCCAUCUUCAGUUAGAGCAGGAGAUAUAGUCCAUGAUGAUAACUUAGCUCCCAAAAAGCCUGGCUGUGAAAAUGACUUCGUUUUGGUCAUUCCAUUGGAGCCAACCGUUUGUUAUCUGGUUUUGUCGGAAAGUUGCCUUCAUAAGAUUUUACGGGGUAAAAGUUCAAACUUGGGUCGGUGGAGAAGAGGAUGCUGAAUUUGUUGGCGUGGGUGCUAGAUUUGGCACUACCAUUGUGUCAAAAGAGAAAAAUGCAAACCAAAUUCGCCUUACACUUUCAGACCCUCGAGAUUGUUGUAGUGCACCUAAGCAUAAGCUUGAUAGAGAUGUCAUCAUGGUUCACCGAGGUCACUGCAAGUUCACAACCAAAGCAAAUAAUGCUGAGGCUGCUGGUGCUUCAGCUGUGCUCGUUAUCAAUAACCAAAAAGAACUUUACAAGAUGGUCUGUGAGCCAGAUGAAACUGAUCUAGAUAUACACAUACCUGCUAUUAUACUUCCACAAGAUGCUGGUGCAAGCUUGGAAAAAAUGCUAUUGACUAACACAUCAGUGUCUGUGCAGCUUUACUCUCCAAAGCGACCAUUAGUUGAUGUCGCCGAAGUCUUUUUGUGGUUAAUGGUUGUUGCUACCAUCUUGUGCGCUUCUUACUGGUCUGCGUGGACUGCCAGAGAAGCAGCUGCCGAACAGGACAAGCUAUUAAAGGAUGCUGUGGAUGAAGUUCCAAAUGACAAAGCUGUGGGUGUUAGUAGUGUUCUAGACAUCAAUACAGCAUCAGCUGUCCUGUUUGUUGUCAUUGCUUCAUGCUUCCUGGUCAUACUUUACGAACUCAUGUCAUAUUGGUUCAUUGAGCUUUUGGUGGUCCUGUUCUGCAUAGGUGGUGUGGAGGGCUUGCAAACUUGCCUGGUUGCUCUGUUGUCAAGGUGGUUCAAGCAUGCUGGAGAAUCAUACAUAAAAGUACCAUUCUUUGGAGCUCUCUCGUACCUAACAUUAGCUGUUUCUCCAUUCUGCUUAGCAUUUGCAGUUGUUUGGGCUAUGCAUCGCAAUCUCUCCUUUGCCUGGAUAGGUCAAGAUAUACUUGGAAUUGCACUGAUAGUCACUGUUCUGCAAAUUGUCCAUGUACCUAAUCUCAAGGUGGGUACUGUUCUUCUCAGUUGUGCAUUCUUAUAUGACAUCUUUUGGGUGUUUGUUUCCAAGAAGUUGUUCCAUGAAAGCGUCAUGAUUGUGGUGGCUCGUGGUGAUAGAAGUGGAGAGAAUGGUAUUCCAAUGCUGUUAAAGAUUCCACGCUUGUUUGAUCCUUGGGGUGGUUACAGCAUCAUAGGGUUUGGCGACAUCCUUUUACCUGGGUUGCUGAUAGCAUUUUCCCUCAGGUAUGAUUGGGCAGCAAAUAAGAGCCUUUGUGCUGGGUACUUCCUAUGGGCAAUGCUUGCCUACGGAUUAGGUCUUCUCAUUACUUAUGUGGCACUGAACUUGAUGGAUGGCCAUGGGCAGCCAGCACUGCUAUAUAUCGUCCCAUUCACCCUCGGAACUUUUCUGACGUUAGGUUAGAAAAGAGGGGAUCUCAUAGUCUUAUGGGCACAAGGAGAACCACAAAGACCAUGCCCCCAUGUCCUUCUCCAACGUAGUCAACAAUUGGACUCGGAAAAAUAAGAUUUCCUGUUUAAUUAUGUUUGUAGUAUUUCGUAGUUUAUUGCCCAUCCACUUGGAAGCUGGUGGGAAAGCACCCGGUCAAGCUUAACUUGGAAAUACUGUGUCAAGACUGCAGGCCCAGGCCCUUCAGAUUAACCUAGAGCUUAUCAUCAGUUAACAAGAGUGAAGGGUGUGUGUUAUUUUUCCAGGAAAUAUCCUGUCAAGUACCGGCCAGAUAUUAGGACCUGCACCUGCAUUCCAUCUUGACAAAGUGAGGGCUAGGUGGAACUUCAUGGGAGGUCUUGCCGGUUUAAACGGUAUUUCUCCCCAUUCUGAAUGCUCUUUACUGGUCGAAACUUAGGGUUUUGAGAGGAGUGGUCUGUACAAAGACAAUUGAGCUCCUGUAAUGAUCUUGUCUCUCCAUCCUGGUAAGACCAGGACGGAUAAAAUCGUUCCACGUGCAUGGUUUUGACGUAAGAUGUGUUAUCCAAAUCAUAUCUCUAGUUUU